AUGGUGAAACGUGAGCCAGUGGUGAUCACUGGCUUUGAGAUUGACAAUGACCCCCAUCUCUUCAAAAGCCCCAGUCAGAAUCUCACCAUACAGAGCAUUCUGCUCGCCGAAAUCCUCGUCAAUUUUCACAAGGAUACACGGACCAGAAGAACAAAAGCAAUACUUGUAGUUAAUAACUAUUUCACUAUCCACAUCAUGAAUUUUCACAAGAACAAUAAAUUCCCAUUGAGUACAUCCAUUCAAGAAGCUCUAACCGGAGCUCCCUCUCUGACUCUCUCCGCCCUGUGCGGGGGCACUGGCGGCUCACAGCUCCUGCCGAGUGGGGUUGCCUCUGAUCUCUGUCUCGCUGCGAGUCUCCCAUCGCCCGCUCGACUGCUCCUCUUAGUCACCGGCUGCUGCCUGCUCCUCAACGCUACGGUGAUGGCUUGCGGACCGGGCAGGGGCUACGGCAGCAGGAGGAGGCACAACCGCAAGCUCACCCCGCUCUCCUACAAGCAGUUCAUCCCCAACGUGGCCGAGAAGACCCUGGGGGCCAGCGGCAAGUCCGAGACCAAGAUCAACAGGAACGCGUCCCGCUUCAAGGAGCUGAUCCCCAAUUACAACCCGGACAUCAUCUUCAAGGACGAGGAGAAAUCCGGCGCGGACAGGCUCAUGACCCAGCGCUGUAAAGAUAAGCUGAAUGCUCUGGCUAUCUCUGUCAUGAACCAGUGGCCAGGAGUGAGGCUGAGAGUGACAGAAGGCUGGGAUGAGGAUGGCCACCACUCUGUGGAAUCUUUACACUACGAGGGCCGAGCUGUGGAUAUCACCACCUCAGACCGGGAUCGCUCGAAGUAUGGGAUGCUGGCUCGCCUGGCAGUUGAAGCAGGAUUUGACUGGGUCUAUUACGAGUCCAAAGCUCAUAUCCACUGUUCAGUCAAAUCAGAUCAUUCCAUGGCGGCAAAGACUGGAGGUUGUUUCUCAGGAAACGCCAGUGUGCUGAUGGAGGACGGGAGGAGGAAGAGGGUGUCUGACCUCCAGCCUGGAGACCGGGUACAGACUGUGGACCACGGCGGUGACAUUAUUUUCAGCACCUUCAUGACCUUUCUGGAUUGGGACCCCAGGGCGGUGAAGGUAUUCCACCUGCUCGAGACCCAGAAUCCUCCUCGGAGACUCCUUCUGACCGCCGCCCACUUGGUGUUCGUGGCCGAUAACUUCACGUCGGACUUGGGGAAAUUCAGACCAACCUUUGCCAGCGACGUGAGGGUCGGGCAGUACGUGUAUGCGGUGAACAGUUCAGGCCGGCAGCCUGCGCAGGUGACUGGAAUCUCAUUGCAGACAGUUGUGGGUGCCUAUGCCCCCUUGACCCAGCAUGGCACACUGGUCGUGAAUGGUGUGCUGGCCUCCUGCUUCGCAGCAAUCGACGGGCACGGAUUGGCACAGCUGGCCUUUGCCCCAUUGCGCCUCUGCUACCAACUGACCUCAAUCUUCGGUGGGUGCCCGUCCCGUCAGGAGGGCCUGCACUGGUACUCCCAGUUCCUGUACCGACUGGGCAGGCUCCUCCUCAGCGCCGAGUAUUUUCACCCAUGGGGCAUGGCACAGGGCUGA
Carcharodon carcharias (great white shark) is the source of this 1584-nucleotide messenger RNA. RefSeq names its product indian hedgehog protein-like. The transcript has 6 exons. The record is from RefSeq and is a predicted model, not a curated record. NCBI's taxonomy places the organism in Eukaryota, Metazoa, Chordata, Chondrichthyes, Lamniformes, Lamnidae. The coding region runs from base 1 to 1584 and encodes 527 amino acids. Gene Ontology annotation, biological process: regulation of gene expression; cell-cell signaling; protein autoprocessing. Gene Ontology annotation, molecular function: calcium ion binding; patched binding.